AUGAUUUUGGCUUCACAGUUGCCCUCGGAUGAACUGAAGAAGGUGCUUUGGGAUUCAUUGAGUCAGAAUCAAAAAGAAAAUUGGUCCCAAAUGUUUAUGAACGUCAAGAAACGUGGGGAAUGGCUGAUUGCUCAGAACUUUGCUCGACGAGCUCCGAGCAAAAACCAGAGGGAUAGAGAGAGCCGUAAGAGGAAGAGGGACGCUGGAAAUUGA
Caenorhabditis briggsae is the source of this 213-nucleotide messenger RNA. The coding region runs from base 1 to 213 and encodes 70 amino acids. The transcript has 2 exons. Lineage: Eukaryota; Metazoa; Nematoda; Chromadorea; Rhabditida; Rhabditidae. The record is from RefSeq and is a predicted model, not a curated record.